UAUAGUUCGUCAUCUCUACAAAGGAAUUUCGCGCUUCAGUCCCCUCCCAACCAGCGGCAGGUACAUAUCCACUUUAUCCGUCAUCUGGGACUCCAAUUAAACCUCCCUUAAACCCCAAUACUCUCUUCAAAUCCCUUCUCCUUCACAAACCUCUGUAAUUUCCUUCUGACCCAUUAAAAAGAUGCAAAUUUCCAUGGCCAUUUCGCCACUCACAGCUCCUCAAAUUUUCCCAUUUCAUCAACCCAUUUUGCAGUCACCGAAACCUCACAAAAUUGCUCUCCAGAGACAUGGGACUCCUGUAAAUUCCUUCAGAGAUUCGGGUCUCUUAUCCACAAUCGGCGUCGAAGAAGAAUACCGGAGAGCUCGGUCACAGGUUAAUCGAAAGGGGGUGGAUUUAGAAGGGUAUUCAAUCGAGGGCAUUUCAGUUGGUGGGCAAGAAACCUGUAUUAUUAUUCCUGAAUUCAAGUGUGCAUUUGAUAUUGGGAGGUGCCCAUCUCGAGCCAUUCAGCAAAACUUUGUAUUCAUCACUCACGCCCACCUUGAUCACAUUGGUGGGCUACCAAUGUACGUAGCUAGUCGUGGUUUAUAUAGUUUAAGUCCUCCUACGGUAUUUGUGCCUCCUUGUAUUAAAGAAGACGUGGAGAAACUACUUGAGAUUCACAGGACCAUGGGCCAGGUGGAGUUGGACGUUGAUCUGGUUGCACUAGAUGUAGGAGACACAUAUGAAAUGCGGAAUAACCUUGUCUGCAGAGCAUUUGAAACAAAUCAUGUGAUUCCGAGCCAGGGUUAUGUCAUUUAUUCGGUUAGAAAAAAAUUGAAGAAGCAAUACAUGCAUCUUAAGGGGAAACAGAUCGAGAAGCUUAAGAAAUCUGGCGUCGAGAUUACAGACACCAUAUUGUCCCCUGAGGUGGCCUUCACAGGAGAUACAAGGACAGAUUUUAUGCUUGAUCCACGUAAUGCCGAUGCAUUGAGGGCGAAAAUUCUAAUAACUGAGGCAACUUUUCUGGAUGAAGGUGUUAGCAUAGAACAUGCAAGGGAACAUGGUCAUACUCACAUAUUUGAGAUCAUUGAAAAUGCACAGUGGAUUCGAAACAAAGCUAUUCUGCUUACGCAUUUUUCAUCCCGAUACCAUAUAGAGGACAUCCGGAAAGCGGUAUCAAAGUUGCAGUCCAAGGUGACGGCAAAAGUCGUUCCUCUCACUGAAGGUUUCAAGUCAGUGUAUUAAUGUAGGCUAUGGGAUUCUUGGGAACAAAGUGUAAUUAUAUUUAGCAUCAAAGCAGAGAAACUGGAACAUAGGUAAUUAUUUCUCUGUAAAUUGAUUCUUGUUUUCUUUAGCGUUAUCCCCUUAGCAAAAACUAUAUUUUGCCUUAUUAAUAGGCAUUCUGACACAUGUUUGAAGCUAUAACUCAAUCAAUAGAGGUGCAGUUUAAGCUAUA
Molecule: messenger RNA, 1436 nt
Organism: Cucurbita pepo subsp. pepo (vegetable marrow)
Lineage: Eukaryota; Viridiplantae; Streptophyta; Magnoliopsida; Cucurbitales; Cucurbitaceae
Gene: CPZ
Product: Metallo-hydrolase/oxidoreductase superfamily protein
Source: RefSeq, a predicted model, not a curated record